Messenger RNA from Spirometra erinaceieuropaei, 495 nucleotides. The record is from the annotation of a GenBank genome assembly. Lineage: Eukaryota; Metazoa; Platyhelminthes; Cestoda; Diphyllobothriidea; Diphyllobothriidae.
AUGAAAUUCGUCAUCCUUUGCGCCCUCAUCGCUGUGGCUUCGGCCCACUACCUCCCAUCCUACCACCAGGGAGGCCACUUCGGCGGCAAGGCCGCCUUUAAGGGCGACAUCUACUUCGACGGCUGCUACGAGACAACCUGCCACAAAGACGGUUUUGACGGCUACGGCUGCAAUGCUGGCCGCUGUGCCUACAUUUGUCACCCCAAGGGCUGCUACGAAUCCCACGCCUACUCGCAGGCCAGUGGUGAGAGCUGGGGCGAACAGGAGGGCUACGGGAAACGUUUCGAGAAGGGUGGCUCCAAGGGCCAGAGUCAGUACAAGGGUCACGUCCAGUUCAGCGGUCGCGUAGACUUCUCUGGCUGCAGCUCGGAACACUGCCACAGCGGUGAAUACGAGGGCUACGACUGCCAUGACGGACACUGCGCUACAGUCUGCAAGGGCAGCGAAUGCCACGAAGAGAAGGAGUAUGGAUACGGCCAUGGCUACGGCUAUUGA